Messenger RNA from Rotaria sordida, 248 nucleotides. The record is from the annotation of a GenBank genome assembly. Lineage: Eukaryota; Metazoa; Rotifera; Eurotatoria; Philodinida; Philodinidae.
AUGGUUUUAACUCAAUCAACAAAUCAUAUUAUUAUGAUUCGACCAGCGUGUUUUUGUUUUAAUACAGAAACAGCUAUUUCAAAUGCAUUUCAAAAUGAUCAAUAUGCUGACUUAUCAUCAGCAGAUAAAAUUCAACAACAAGCAUUAAAAGAAUUUGAUCAUAUGGUUGAAAAACUUCGUUCAAAUGAUGUUCAUGUUGACGUAUUUGAUGAUACAUUAUCACCAAUAAAACCUGAUGCUAUUUUUCC